Messenger RNA from Symbiodinium necroappetens, 913 nucleotides. The record is from the annotation of a GenBank genome assembly. NCBI's taxonomy places the organism in Eukaryota, Dinophyceae, Suessiales, Symbiodiniaceae.
AUGAAGUCGCGGCGGGCCGGCGCCAGCGCAGUGGGGGUGGCCAUACUCCUAGUCGCCAGCACGUGGUCUCAAGCCUUCAUCACAAGCCCGGGCCAUUUCUGGACACAGUGCCCUAGGCACAGGGCGGAUCAUCCAACUUGCCGCGGAGCGCAAGAGGCCGCGUUGGCGGAAAAGCAGCUGAUGCCUGGCGAUGCCGUGCGUGUCUUGCAUCCUGAACGCCAAGAGUGGUGUGAAGGCGUCAUCCAGGCGGUGAAAGCAGAGGGCCUCUACUCCGUAAAAGCGGACAUGCCGGACAGAGAUUCCGAGUGGCUCACCGUGGAAGAGGACGAGCUUGAGCCCAUGUUCGUCUACAAGGACUUCCGCAAAGGUAACCGAGUCCUCUUCGUGCUGCAGGGGGUCGGAGCAACGCGUGCGAGGGUCAAGGACGUCCAGCCGCGAGGCAUGUAUGUUGUUACUUAUCGGAGACCUGGUGGUCCCGCGGUGGAAACCAUCGUGCACGCCAAGGACAUGCGACUACAGACCAGCGACCUCCGCCCCUCUCAGAAAUGCACCGGCAAGAUCCACGCGAUCGACGAGGAGUCUGAGUUUGCCAUGAUCGACAUGGGUACGGAAGCUUAUGGAAAGCUGAGCUUGAGAGAGGUUCCGGAGGAUCUCUACAUCGGGCAGGAAGUUGAGGUGAAGAUUGUGCGAAUCCACCUCAAGGACCAAAGCAUUCAGGUCGCUUGGGCCGGGGAGCGGCGGCGGCCUGCACGGAAGGGGGGCGCAGUGGAUCGACGGCCGAUCAGGAUGAAGAUGAGAUUCAAUGCCUUCGCAGACAUCCCGACCACAAAGUGGCUGGAUGGGAAGGUGAUGGCGUUGCUUGAGUACGGAGCGAUGGUGCGAGUUUGGCUGGAUCCAGAGAAGUUUGCGGAUG